UCCCAAUCUAUUGGAAAAAUCACAAAAGUAGUAAUGACGAGAAACGGAUUCAAACAGCACCUAUUCCUGCUGCUCGCGGUUUUGCUCCACCGUGGAUCCACGCAGAAUAUCAGCUUGAGGAUAAAUACGAAUGUAAAGGAGAUUGAGGCAACGGCCAUUGCCCUGCCCUCUAUCCAGGGGCCCGGGAAUAUUUGCAUACGCGAGGAGCCGUACGUGGAGCAUAUCCAGGUGCCGGAGAUGCAGCCGGUGCGCGUGCGCACCUCCAGCUGGUGCAUGGAGAUUCCUCCACGCUGCUCCACGUACAAGACGGAAAUGCGCGAAGUGAUGAAGGUUCAGAAAUUGAACAAGACGCGAACGGUACGAUUCUGCUGCCAGGGCUACGAGGGAAACCUGUCCGACAGCCAGGCAACAUGCAAGCCCAUCUGCAGAGGCGGCUGUGGGCGUGGUAGCUGCGUAAUGCCCGAAAUCUGCAGCUGCGAGGAGGGCUACAUCGGAAAGCACUGCACGCAGCGCUGCGAUCACGAUCGCUGGGGCCUCGACUGCAAGAACCUCUGCCAGUGCCAGAAUGGGGCCGCCUGCGACAACAAGUCGGGCAUCUGCCACUGCAUCGCCGGUUGGACAGGUCAAUUCUGCGAACAGACGUGUCCACCAGGAACCCAUGGCAUCAUGUGCCGGAAGGCCUGUGACUGCGAUGAGAAGCCCUGCCACCAUCAGACCGGAGCCUGCAUCAUGCAGGACCAUCCGCUGGAGCUAAAUGUGAGCCACGUCAUCGUGGAGACAGUGAACUCAACGUUAGAGAAAAUGGGCAUUUUACCGCGCCCAGCGACAGCCACAGCCACAGCCACGCCCAGUGCCCUGCCUGAAGUCAUACUGAUCAAGCAGUCUCCCUCUCAGAACCCUGGGCAGCACACACCGAAGAUCAUUUUGCAUCAGUCGAGUAGUGACCUUCUUGAGAAUCUCCAUACGGCUGCAGCUGCUGGCGUCCCGGCGCCCGAGGUCAUUCAUGUCAUCACCAACGGAGUAACGUCCCCACAGGAGCACUUGGCUGGCUUCAUCGCUGGCGACGGGAACAGCAGCCAGAGUGCGACAGAUCAGCAAUCGGGCCUAGUGACCACUUUGAUCGUCAUCAUGCUGCUCCUGCUCGUGGCGAUAGCAGUCGGCUCCUUGUACGUCUACCAACGCUACCACCACAAGGAGGCGAUCGUCUACAAUGCCAAUGGGACUGUGACGACCCAGCCCUCCAAUCCGGAGGUGGUGCUCACCGAAGCUUUCGCCCUGGGCAAGAACUUCCACGAGCCGCUGCCCCAGCCCCCGGUUGUCUCUGCAAAAACAGCCCAUACGAACGAUGCGCCCGCGGAAUUAUAUGACACGCCCAGCAAUAACUCGUCGAUAAAAACACCGCCCUAUGCCUACGCUAGGAAGGAAUCUCUCUACUCCAUUGUCACGCCCAAGUCGCGCAAGGGCAGUCUGGACUCGCAUCUCUAUGACGAGAUACGCUAUCACCAGCAGCAGCAUCAUCAACAUCAUCUUCAUCACCAGCAUCCGCAGACCCGUGCUCAUCCACAGCACUUUCAGCACGCAACAACUGCUGCGGCCUACUUGCCGGCCCAAACGCCCGCGAUGGACACCCACCACCACCACUCCCACCAUCGACCGCACCACAUCAGCCACUUGAUAAUACCGCCCCAGAACUCCAACUUCCUGCAGGUGCCCGCACCCAUAACAGCCAAGAGGAUAGCUCACCUGUGAGGCGCCAGUUGGAUGGAGGGGACACCAAGAUAAUAACCUUGUAGCUUGUAUAGCUUGUAGGUCUAUUCGAUCCGAAUGAUUUCAUUCCCGCUCAUUCUCUCAUCUACAAUUAUGCCUAUGAUAUAAUAUGUACGAGUCCAAUA
Drosophila persimilis is the source of this 1892-nucleotide messenger RNA. RefSeq lists its product as uncharacterized. The record is from RefSeq and is a predicted model, not a curated record. NCBI's taxonomy places the organism in Eukaryota, Metazoa, Arthropoda, Insecta, Diptera, Drosophilidae. Gene Ontology annotation, cellular component: membrane. Bases 34 to 1749 code for a protein of 571 amino acids. Gene Ontology annotation, molecular function: protein binding. The transcript has 5 exons.